Messenger RNA from Pantherophis guttatus, 6154 nucleotides. The record is from RefSeq and is a predicted model, not a curated record. Lineage: Eukaryota; Metazoa; Chordata; Lepidosauria; Squamata; Colubridae.
UACAGCAAGACCGUGUCUGCUUCCACGGCGCUUUUAUUCUGUAGGCUGCCGAGUUUCAGUACUGUAAUGCCGUUUGCCUGAAAUCCCUAAGACUAGCAUCGCCUUUUCCUUUGCAAUUGGUGAAAACGCAUUUAUUGCUUUUUUUAAAAAAAAAUUCUUUUGCUUAAUAAAGUAGAUCGCGAUGACCAUCACGCAGAUAGAUCAAGGACAGCGGUACAGGCCAAGAAUGGCAUUCUUGAAAAAGUUGGAGGUUUUGUUGGUAGAAAUGCAAGAUCCACAAUCUGGGAUCAAAACGCAAAUUCAGAACAUGCCGGAGGGCAGCAUUCCACAUACUGUGGUUGGUUGUGAUAUGCUGCAAUGGAUUGUGAAGCGUUUGGAGAUUACCAAUGAAGAGGGGCUACAUUUAGGAAGUAUGAUUAUGAAGUGUGGGUACAUGUAUCCUCUUCAGGACCGAAAGAAUCUGAAUCUCAAAGGAGACACCAGCCUCUAUCGAUUCCAGACACCCUACUUUUGGCCAACCCAGCAAUGGGGAGCAGAAGAUACAGAUUACGCCAUUUACCUAGCAAAGAGAAAUAUUGAGAAGAAAGGAGCUCUAGAAGAUUAUGAAAAGGAACAUUAUAGCAUAUUGAACAAACGCAUCAACCAUAAGUGGGAUUUCAUUAUUAUGCAGGCCAAGGAGCAGUACAGCGCAGAAAAGGAACGAACGAAAGAAGACCGGUAUACUUUGGCUUUUCAAGAGAAAGCCUACUGGCUAGUGCAACGGACUCCUCCUGGAAUGCAAGACACACUUGAUUAUGGGCUGGAUAGAGCGGUAGAUCUCUGUGAAAAUAAGGUAAACCAGAAAAAAACAACUCAGGUAUAUAGGACAGAGAUCAUGUUCCUCCAACAGUCCCUCAUGAAGACUGCAACAAAGUCAUCUGUCUCUCUGGAAGGAAUAGUGAAGUACUGUGAACAGUUCUGCUCCAAUGACCCUAUAAUCUCAGGAUGCCUGCCCAGCAACCCUUGGAUUUCUGAUGAUGUGGAUUUUUGGGAACUCAAUGCGAAACUGGUAGAAAUCCCCACCAAGGCACGGGUGGAGAAAUGGGCUUUAAACUUUAGUGAGCUGAUGAAGGACCCCAAAGGACGUCAGAGUUUCCAACUGUUCCUGAAGAAGGAAUUUAGUGGUGAGAAUCUGGGAUUUUGGGAAGCUUGUGAAGAUUUGAAGUAUGGAGAUCAAGCCAAAGCGAAAGAAAAAGCAGAAGAAAUUUACAAAACCUUCUUGGCCCCAGGAGCAAGACGUUGGAUUAAUAUUGAUGGCACCACUAUGGGCAUUACAGUCAGAGGCCUCAAAAACCCUCAACGUUAUGUCUUAGAUGCUGCACAGACUCAUAUUUAUAUGCUCAUGAAGAAGGAUUCUUAUGGUCGCUAUUUAAAGUCUCCGGUAUACAAAGAAAUGUUGUCCAAGGCAAUUGUACCACAAGAAGUGGUUAAAAAAAGCUCUUACAAUCCGUUUGCCCGCAAGCACCUGCGCUCCAGUCCCAGCCCCAUCCUCUUGAGGCAGCUGGAGGAAGAAGCCAAAGCUAGAGAAGCCGCCACCAAUGUGGACAUCACCCAGGUUAUGAGCAAGCUGGAUCGCAGAAGCCAGCUCAAGCAGGAGGCCCCGCCUGCUAAAUAGGGCCCCGAUAGGGCUGGAGAGCCCAUGGCAGGAGAAAAACCACAGAGCCAGGAGGAGAAUGCUGGCUGUACGUAGGGCUGCAUUUCCUCCCCCUGGCCUGCAGGUGUCACUAGUGUUUCAUUGUUAGCAAUCCAUCUCUCUCUCUCUCUCUCCCUCCCUCCCUCCCUCCCUCUCUCUCUCUCCCCCACCUUGCCUUCCUCCCAUCUACAGUCGGCUGUUGCCAUGACAUCCAGAACAGUGUCCCUUCAUCAGCCGCUGCUGCUGAUAGAAUCCUAGAACAUAGGUGGCAAAAAAAAAGCCCCCGUACGAGAAUGGCAGUGAUGCUUUUCAGAUCAGAUCAGCUCACUUUACACCAUGUUUUCUAUAAACUCCCCUCCCACUUCUACAAACACUACAAAGUCUGGAUGCCAUGGCAACCAGCUGCCUGGCCUCUCUAUGCCUGUAAAUAACAAAGAAAAAGGGCUGAACAAUCCUAUUGUAAGACAUCAGCCAGAAAACGGAAUCUUCUUUCCAGAUACCAAUUAUCUGGUCAUUGCCUAAAGAACAACUCAAGAAUUCGAUAAGGAGCAGACACUGAGGAAGGAGACAUUUAAAUGAUGGUGCAUAAUGCAGAUUUACUUUGUGAAUGAUUGAUAUAACUCCUUAAUAUCAUUUAAUCAUCUAUUCCUAUUCAGAAUGGUUCUAUAUUGACCAACGAUGGGUUGUGUUUUUACUUUCAUUUUAGAAAAUGUUUGUAGAUAAUGUACAGAUUCUUUUUUAGGUUUCAUUAAAAUGAUCCACUUUAAUAAGCAGUAAUAGGAUAGCAUCUUUCUUUGGGGCAGAUAUUUCAGAUUUUCUAAGCAAAUUAAAGAUCCUAGCUGCUCAGAUGCUUAAUCAUUUGUCUGAUGCCUAUUUAAAGGGAAGCCUUUAAUGGAUUUUUACAAUUCUACCAGACAAAUGUAUUUUAUAUUAGACAAUUCAUGACUUGUUGGGUCAAUAUUUCAGAGAUAUUUCCUUACCUAAACAGAGAAACAGAAUGACUGUAGGUGGGCAAAGAAUCAGUAGGGAAGGGAGUGUCUUCUAAUUUUCUGCCAGCUUCCCAUUCCCUUCCUUGUGGGAAGCUGGCAAGGAGUGCUGGAAAUUGCAAUCACAUGAGUACAGCUGGCUGCAGCAGUGCAGGAGUAUGGCAGUACUGAGAUAGUCACAACUUUGCCAAAUUUCAAUCCCACGAGAGUUGUGGGUCCUGGAUUUUGGAUACAUUCUUUAAGUUAAGUUUUAAGUUUUAGCCCAUUUGAUGUACAUUGAUUCAAAAAUUACCUUAUGAUGGACUGUUUUGUGAAUUAAAGGUUACAAUCAGACAAGCAGGAGAGUUUUAGUUUAUAGAUAGAUAGAUAGAUAGAUAGAUAGAUAGAUAGAUAGAUAGAUAGAUAGAGAGAGAGAGAGAGAGAGAGAGAGAGAGAGAGAGAGAGAUAUUAAAGGAUAUGCUCUCUAAUGGAUAAGAUUAAUAUCUGUCACCAAAUUCCAAAGUUUAAAUACUAUUGGUUGUUUGGUGCAGAAGGGUUACUCCACUUAACCUCAAAUAAUGCAAUAAUGGAAUAUAAGAAGAAGCUUUCUAACUGGAGAGCACUUUUUUGUAAUUUCUGAAUGUAUUAUAUUUACAUUAGUGUUCUACUUAAUCAGUUUUCCUGCUUAGCAACAGAAAUUCUGAUCCCAAAUGUCAUAAGAUGAGAAUUACUUCUAUAUGCCUGUCAUAACAGGUUUGACUGCCAUGUGUCUCAAAGCAGGCAGAGGUCAAAAGCCCUUGAAGUGAUUGGAAAUGCCAGAAGAAAUGUUUUUUUUUUUUAUUUGUGUUCUCUAUGAGCAACGUCAGCAAAACUUAAAAGCUUACCCAGCAGAAAGGUGAAGAUGAAUUGCAGGGCUGACCUUUUGUUUAAAUAAUCUAUAGCUAUUAAUCAUAGUCAGUAUGUGCUUGAAAUAUUUCAGUGGUUUAUGAACAACUUAAGUGGAAUUGAGGCUCAUACAACUUCUCAGUAUGUUUCAUUUAUUUUCAGGAAGUUAGUUCAGUCACGCAGAUACUAUUUCUAUCAUUUGAUCUAGCUGAGCUUAGGUUGACUUUGAGUUCUGACCUUUUUUUGUCACUGCUUUUCAUCAUCGGUGGCAAAAUACAAGGAACGUUUGGGAAUCUCUGUGAUAUUGGCAGAACUAGAACACCAUCGUCAAAAAGGCCAUGAGAACAUACCAAGGAUGUGAUCUUAAAACAACCCAAGGAGUGAUUUCUGUUAGAUCAAAGAAAUCUAAAUGUAGCCCAGCAGCACUGCUGUAAUUUAGGCAGAGCUUCCUGAGACUCUCAACUUUGAAAAUGCAGCUAUGGAGAUUAAUUAAAAUGUUCUGUCUGUUUAGAAAGGUCAACACUGUAGCUACGUAAUACACCAAAAUAAUGUUCUGAAACUCUUUGGGGGUAACUUCAGGGCUCCUUAGAAUCUUUUCAGGGGUUCUUUAGUAAUACAUUAGUUAUUCAGAAAAUAUACAGUAUAUCCUAUGUUUGAAUAAAUUUUAAAAAAGACUAAUAAUAGAUUAUGGCCUCUGGCAUACUAUAACCAUGGGAAUUGCAAGCCACCCCAAUAGAGAAUAAAUCAGUCUGCAUUGUUCACAAGCCUUAGGCUGGAGGUCUUGGGCACAAGUGGGAGUCAGCUUCCCCAAUUAAGAAUAGUGAAGAAACCAAAUUCUAGAAACACAUGCACAAAUACACAUUAUUGCUGAAGUAGAAGUAUCAAGGAAGGGACAUCCCAGUCUGCAAAACCUUCUUAGCAGCCUGGUCUUUUUGGCAGCUUCUAAGGGCUUAAUGCUAGAUUACAGCUGGCUAUUUAUUUAUUUAUUUAAUUUCUGCAUCGCCCAUUUCACUUAAGCAACUCUGCGAGUUUUACAACAUCAUAAUGAAAACACAUGAAUAAAAGCAUAGAUUAAAAACAGGAUUAAGAACAAUGUAAAAUUUACGGGUAAAAAUACAAAGCAAAGUUAAAAAUUGAAAAGGCUAAAAGAUUAACAAGGCAGGAAGAGUUUCCUCAAGCCAGCAGCCAUUCCCAAGAUUGUAUCAAGACUAUGUCAGGUCUUAACACUCAUCCAGAAAUAGCAAUAGCAGUUAGACUUAUAUACCAGUCCAUAGUGCUUUACAGCACUCCCUGAGCACUCCCUUACAAUGCCAGCAUAUUGCCCCCAACAAUCUAGGUCUUUGUUUUGCUGACCUUGGAAGGAUGGAAGGCUAAGUCAACCUUGAGCCCUCUGGAUCAAAAUCCAGGUUGUGGGCAGAGUUAGCCUGCAAUACUGCAUUCUAACCAUUGUGCCACCACAGCUUUACGCCAUCAUGGAAAACCAGAAGAGUGGGGGUUCUCUUCACCUCUGGGGGUAAGAUGUUCCAAAAGGCAGAGGUAGAAGCUGAGAAGGCCUUCUUCCUGGAUCCCACCAGUUGAACUUUCUCGACUGAUGGAUUACACAGAUGCUGUCCCUGCUUGAUUGGUUGGAAUGGGCCAGUAUAAUUGAGACAAGACAGUUCCUCAGAUAUACCAUGAAGGGCUUUAAAGGUAAUGACCAAUCUCUUGAAUUGAACCUGGAAGCAAAUUGGCACCCAGUGCAGCUCAUGUAGCAAAAGUGUUACAGGAACCACCCUAGGGGUGCCCCAAAGUCUCACUGUUGCAUUCUUUGCCAAAUGCAACUUUCGAAUACUCUUCAAGGGGAGUCCCAUGCAGCAGUUGUCCAGCCAGGAGAUGACCAGGGUAUGAGUGGCUGAAAUGAGAGCAUCUCCAAUGAGGAAAGGACGUUACUGGCUUACAACUUGAAGUUGAGCAAAUGCCUUCCUAGCCAUGACUACCCAAUUGUGAUAGCCCACCCAAUUUCUUUGUGGGAAGACUACAUAUAAUGCAUAUACAUAACAUCAAACCACAUAACACAGCAGCCUUCGAUCUCUUGCUGCUUAAUUGAAGCAAGAAUAUGCUUUCUUUUUGCUCUCCAGUUCACACAACUAUAGUAGGAAUUCAGGGGUCCUGAUGGCAGGAAUAAGAUGCUACUUUUACUUCUAUACUUGCUUGUUUGACCAUGGAAGGGGACCCAAGCUGAUCUACCUCUUGCCAUGAUUUUUUCACUUUUUCUAAGAAGUUGAGAAACCAUUCAUCAAACACUAUGUCACUUUUUUUUUCUAGAAUGGCAUGCACACGAUGGGUAUGUUCUAGCUCAGGUGGAAUGACUGUACAACUAAAAGACAACAUUUCCUAGGAAUUAAAUAAAAUAGUGGAAAUCAUGUUGUUGGCCUCUAGUUGUCCAUGCUGUCUUCCAUUGUGGCUUGGUUAGCAGAUACAAUCUAUAAUAUGUAGGAGGGUUACUGCUUUUUAUUGUCUUUUAAAAAUAGAACGUGCUUCACCUUGUUUUAAUUACAAGCAAUGGGUUGUCUUUUCAUUAUUCAUCCAGACUUGCCAUACUUCCCCCCACCUUUCAUUUUCCUUAGUUAAAUAAAACUAGAACUUGAAAGAA